Messenger RNA from Durio zibethinus, 2223 nucleotides. Lineage: Eukaryota; Viridiplantae; Streptophyta; Magnoliopsida; Malvales; Malvaceae. The record is from RefSeq and is a predicted model, not a curated record.
UCGAUUCCAAUAUCUCUUCUUGAUAUCAUUCCCUUUGUUUAAUUAUCAAACUCCAGCAAUUCUCGGGUUUGGAACUGGUUGUAUAAUGAGGACCAACUUCUACAAACCCCCGUCAACCGGAAUGACUCCUCCUGCUUCCCCAGUUCAUCAUACCUGGACCAACUCCUACAAGCCCCCGUCUCCUACAGGGAUGACUCCUCCUGCUUCGCCACUUCAUCCUACCUUUUCCGAGUCAUUAAUGGAAGAAAAUAUUGAAGUUGCCGAAUUUAUCAUCACUAAAUGGAACUCCCAUUCCAACAAGGACUCCUCCUACCGUAACAUUGCUUCUCUUUUCAACAACAACAAUAGGGAAGAAGCAAAGCAAUAUUUGAGUUCCGUUAAGGGCUUGCAAAAGGCUAUGAAGUACUUGGUUUUACACCAAUCGAGUUCAGAAAAACUUGUACGAGCUCAAACACUGAUGCAAACCGCCAUGAAACGGCUCGAAAAGGAGUUUUACCAGAUUUUGAAGUCCAACCGGGAUUACCUUGAUCCGGAAUCCGUUUCUACUCACUCAUCUACCCGACCAUCAGGUUCGAGGUCUAGCUUUUCCGACUUCGAAGAAGACGAGUGUGAAAAUGAGUCAAGGGAUGAGGAUGACUCAAUACCAGAAGUCGAAAGAGUCUCGUUAGCGGCAAUGGCGGAUUUAAGAGCUAUUGCGGAAGCCAUGAUUUCAGCUGGGUAUGCCAAAGAAUGCAUAAAAAUUUACAAAAUUAUUCGGAAAUCGAUCAUCGAUGAAGCUCUUUACCAUCUUGGAGUUGAAAGGCUGACUUUUCAGCAGAUUCAGAAGAUGGAUUGGGAAGUUUUGGAGGUUAAAAUUAAGAAUUGGUUAAAUGCUAUUAAAAUGGCGGUUAAAACGUUGUUUUUUGGUGAGAGAAUCCUCUGUGACCAAGUGUUUUCCGUUUCGGCUGCCAUCAGGGAAUCUUGUUUCGCUGAAAUUUCGAAAGAAGGAGCUUUGGCUCUGUUUGGGUUCCCAGAAAAUGUAGCGAAGUGCAAGAAAACACCCGAGAAAAUGUUCCGUAUCUUGGAUUUAUAUGAAGCGGUUUCUGAUCUUUGGCCCGAGAUUGAAUCAAUCUUCAGCUUCGAAUCAACCUCGAUCGUCCGAUCAGUCGCUGUUAACUCCUUAAUCAAGCUUUCUGACGAUGUUAGAACGAUGUUAACAGACUUCGCAACAGCGAUUCAAAAGGAUUCAUCCAAAUCGACGGUUCCUGGCGGUGGGGUCCACCCGCUCACACGUUAUGUCAUGAAUUAUAUUGCUUUCCUCGCCGACUACAGCGGGAUUCUCUCCGACAUCGUCGAAGGUUGGCCGUUAACGAUUCCAUCACCUUUACCACAGUCUUAUUACGGCAGCCUCGACAACGAGGAGAGCAUGUCAUCGCCGAUUUCAGUUCGGUUAGCAUGGCUUAUACUCGUCAUGCUAUGUAAACUCGAUGGGAAAGCCACGAUGUACAAAGACGUGGCGCUUUCUUAUUUGUUCUUAGCAAAUAAUCUCCAAUACGUCGUCGGAAAAGUUCGUCAAUCGAAUCUGAAGUUCCUUCUCGGUGACAAUUGGGUGAUGAAGCACGAACUGCAAGUGAGACAGUACGCUUCAAAUUACGAGAGGAUGGGAUGGAGCAAAGUGCUUGCGUCACUGCCGGAAAAUCCAACGGCUGAGAUUCCAGUUAACCGAGUGAAAGAUCAUUUCAGAAAAUUUAAUUCGGCUUUCGAAGAAGCUUACACGAAACAAACUUCUUGGGUCGUACCCGACCCGAAACUCCGAGAUGAUAUCAAAACCUCGUUGGUGAGACGGAUCAUUCCUAUCUACAAGGAGUUUUACGAGACAUACGGCGGAAUGCAGCUGAGGAAGGAAAUGUGGGUUGAGUCACUUGUCAGGUAUACCCCUGACGAUUUGGGAAAUUACUGGUCCGAUUUGUUUUAUGGAAGCGGAAGUUCAGUGAUCGUGUCGUCGAGUCCGAGCCGAGGUGGGCGGAGUCGUUGAACCCAUCUUUUUUCGGGCGUGGAAAGAAUCGCCGGUGUGCUCGUGUCGUUUGUGGAUAAUAUAGACAAAGAUCCGUGUAGUGAAUCCGACUGACACGUGUAUAAAGAAAAAGAUUAAUCUAAAUUUAUUAUUACUUCUUCAUAUGCGGCAUAUAAUCGCUCAUGUAAUACAAAAUUCUUUGAUUUAUUAUGUCGUAUAACACAAAAUUC